Aethina tumida (small hive beetle) is the source of this 1448-nucleotide messenger RNA. RefSeq names its product dynein axonemal assembly factor 11 (gene tilB). The annotation marks the transcript as partial. NCBI's taxonomy places the organism in Eukaryota, Metazoa, Arthropoda, Insecta, Coleoptera, Nitidulidae. Gene Ontology annotation, molecular function: protein binding. The transcript has 4 exons. The record is from RefSeq and is a predicted model, not a curated record. Gene Ontology annotation, biological process: outer dynein arm assembly. Gene Ontology annotation, cellular component: cytoplasm.
UAUUUAAUUUAUAUUUUAGUUACAGAAGAGUUAAUUAGAAAAAAAGCAGAACACAAUGAAUGUAUAAUUGGUACUUUGGAAGAACUAUCACUUCACCAAGAAGACGUAGAAAAAAUCGAAAAUGUUGGUAACUGGUGUAAGGAGCUACAAAUAUUAUACCUUCAAGCAAAUCUAAUAUCCAAAAUAGAAAACCUGUACAAACUUAAAAAAUUACAAUACUUAAACCUUGCGAUAAACAAUAUUGAGGUGAUCGAGGGACUGGAACGAUGCGAAUCUUUGGAGAAACUAGACUUGACGUUGAACUUCAUCGGGAACCUCGAAAGUGUUGCAUCUUUAAAAUCAAACAUUUUCUUAAAAGAACUAUAUUUAACCGGUAAUCCAUGUUGCGAUUAUCCUGGUUAUCGAGAGUACGUCAUCGCAACUCUCACACAGUUACAAAGCCUCGACCAAAAUGAAGUCACCCGAAGCGAAAGGAUUAAAGCCCAGCAGAAUUACGAAAAAAUUGCGGAACAAAUCAAAAGGGGUCAAGACAAAUAUUUUAAAUUCAGGGAAGAACAACGAGAAAGAAUGGCAAAAAGUAACAUGUACUAUUUAGACGACGACGAAUUCUGGAAGACUACAAGCGAAAAUUCGCCAGAAACACGAGUAGAAAUCGCUAAAAGAACCAGGAAAACGAAGGAGCUGAAACAGAGAAAGGAGGAACACCCGCCGAAACGUACCUACAAUUUAUUUACGAAGGAUGGCAGGCCUUUAAACGUUAAUCAAGCCAAAUUAGAUUUUACUUUUGACGUGGACGAUCCCGAAAAAUAUGUACUUGAUAUUGCUGUAUACAAGCAUUUGGACACGAAUCUGAUCGAGGUUGAUCUUCAGCCAAUUUACGUAAAAAUUAUGAUUAAAGGUAAAAUCUUUCAAAUUGUGUUUGGCGAGGAAAUUCUGAUUGAAAAAAGUAGCGCUCUGAGAUCUCAAGUUACUGGACAUUUAGUUUUGACAAUGCCCAAGGCGAAUUACAAGAAACCUUUGACAGUGAAGAGGGAGGUACCGAAAAAAACUGAAAAUAAAAAGAGCAACGUAUUUUUGGAAAUUUCUGGAAAUAAUAUGGACUUCAGUAAAAUUGUGGAAAACGAAGAUUUCGUAGAUAAUCCUGAAGUACCUCCUUUAGAGUAUGGAUAAUUAAAUACGUUUGUAAUAUUUAAUAAAAGUUUUUAGAAAUAUCCUCUGAAUAAACACGAAUUGUGAUUUACAUUUAUUUUUAUUGAGAUCAAUAUACAAAUAUUCACAUAUAAAAAAAUAUGACUAACAUUAAAAGCUCAUAUGUGUGAAAUAUUAAGAAAAAUGCAUCAUUUUAAUGCUUUAACAAAUGAUUAAUAUUGGCAUGCAUAUCCACUUUUUCUUUAUUAUCAUAAAAAGCAUUCUAUACAUUCUCAAGCUUGCCAAUUUUUGUAUAUUCA